Messenger RNA from Dioscorea cayenensis subsp. rotundata (Guinea yam), 1539 nucleotides. RefSeq names its product endoribonuclease Dicer homolog 4-like. The record is from RefSeq and is a predicted model, not a curated record. Gene Ontology annotation, biological process: siRNA processing. Gene Ontology annotation, cellular component: cytoplasm; nucleus. NCBI's taxonomy places the organism in Eukaryota, Viridiplantae, Streptophyta, Magnoliopsida, Dioscoreales, Dioscoreaceae. The coding region runs from base 199 to 1212 and encodes 337 amino acids. The transcript is spliced from 11 exons. Gene Ontology annotation, molecular function: RNA binding; ATP binding; ribonuclease III activity.
AAGCAUAUCAGAGAAUCUCGAAAUCCUCGUGCUUUCUCUCUCUCUCUCUCUCUCUCUCUCUCUAUAUAUAUAUAUACACACACACAUCACGCUUUCGAUCUCUGAUUCUUGAACCGAAGCUCGAAGCCAUUGAAGGAGGAGCACGCGAGGAUCGGCAGGGAGUGAGGGAAUCGUUGGUGUUGUUUUCUUGAAGAUUUAAUGGAGGGGAGCUCGCGUUCGCCAUUGAAGGACCCGAGAAAGAUUGCUCGGAAUUAUCAACUGGAGGUGUGCAAGAAGGCUGUGGAUCAGAAUUUGAUUGUGUUUCUGAGAACUGGAGGUGGGAAAACCCAUAUUGCGGUGUUGCUCAUGUAUGAGCUGAGGAAUGAGAUUCUAAAACCCAGCCGCAGCAUCUGUGUUUUCCUCGCUCCCACUGGCGCUCUUGUUAAGCAGCAAGCCCUAGUCAUUGAGAGUUCCACCAAUUUUAAAGUCAGCAGCUAUUUUGGAAAAUGCAAGCGCUUGAAAGACCAUGCUGAGUGGGAUAAGGAGAUUGAUCAAUUUGAGGUUCUUGUAAUGACUCCACAAAUUCUUCUCCACAGUUUACAACAUUGUUUCAUCAGGAUGGAGCAUAUUGUCCUGUUGAUUUUUGAUGAGUGCCAUCAUGCCCAAGCACAGAGUAGACACCCUUAUGCUCAAAUCAUGAAGGAGUUUUACAAGACGAACACCCCAAAAGUUCCUCGUAUAUUCGGUAUGACUGCUUCGCCUAUUGUUGGGAAAGGCGGGCUGAAUCAGUUGGAAUAUUCCAGGCGCAUCAACAGUCUUGAGAAUUUAUUGGAGGCAAAGAUAUGUUCUGUGGAUCACAAUCUUCAACUUGAAUGUGUUGCUGCUACUCCAGAUAUCAAAAUAUACCUUUAUGGUCCAGUAGCCAACCAUUCGUCAGGCUUUAUUGUAACUUGCACACAGAAACUCGAGGAAACAAAGGAUGAGUGUACCCGCACGAUAAGGAAGGAGCAAUGUGAUGAUUUUCAAGAACUCCAGAAGCAAAUAAAAACUCUUGAGAGGAUUCAUGGCAAUUUAGUAUUUUGUCUGGAGAACAUUGGGCUUCAGGGAGCAUCAUAUGUUGCCAAGAUCCUUCUAUCUUCUGACCACAAUGACCUGAUGCAAAUGGAGUUGGACAAUAGUGACAAAGUUGGUUGCAUAGCGGAUCACUAUUUAAAAAUGCUCGUUCAAUCCUGAAUGUUGACUUAUUGCACGUUCGUGGUUUGUCUAUGGUUGGAGCCAUGGAUAACAUCGGCAACUGAAUACAUGCAAAAGAUGGAUAUUUGGCCUUUUUCCGUGGAGCACUUCAAAAAGGUGACUUAUUUUGCAAGGUUGAUUGAGAAAGCCGAUUGAUUGUGUAAACUGCAGUUGCGAUUGCGAAAUCCUGAUAUUUAAUAUGGACUGAGCAUGUGAUGACAGGCAAUGUGUAGUAUCAAUAAUUUGUCGAUGUUGUCUCUCAGUGAAGCCAUUUUGCUCAGGUGUAUAUGGGCAUGAAAUGGGCUGUGUAAUGCCAUUGUCUAUCAA